Molecule: messenger RNA, 2568 nt
Organism: Galeopterus variegatus (Sunda flying lemur)
Lineage: Eukaryota; Metazoa; Chordata; Mammalia; Dermoptera; Cynocephalidae
Gene: ZNF786
Product: zinc finger protein 786
Exons: 4
Coding region: 1-2076 (691 amino acids)
Biological process (GO): regulation of transcription by RNA polymerase II
Molecular function (GO): DNA-binding transcription factor activity; RNA polymerase II cis-regulatory region sequence-specific DNA binding
Source: RefSeq, a predicted model, not a curated record
AUGGCCACGCCGGCUCCGUUACCUCUGACUUUUGAGGAUGUUGCCAUUUAUUUCUCGGAGCAGGAAUGGCAGAAUCUAGAGGCAUGGCAGAAGGAGCUGUACAAGCACGUAAUGAGAGCCAAUUACGAGACGCUUGUCUCUCUAGGUGAUGGACUUCCCAAACCAAAACUAAUAUCCUGGAUUGAACAGGGGAGAGAGCCCUUCAGGAAUUGGGGAGAAUCACAGAAGUCGGGAAAUAUAAUUUGCUCCUCUACUGAUGUCCAUUUUGAUCCACUUAUUGAGCAACAACUGUUUUGGGUUUCAGGAAGCCAGCAUGCUGUGAAUUCAGGAGAAACUGAGUGCCAUUUCCAAUUAGAUCCUCUUCAUAGCCAGUAUUCCUUUGGACCCUUUUUAGGAGAAAAAGAAGACAUUUCCCUCAGGCCUAAUCAAGGUGUCACCCUCAUGAGCCCACAGAGACAUGACACACGGGCUCUAACUCCAGUAGUUCACAGCUGCUGCGAAUCUGCCCAAAGAGAAGGAAUCCCAAGUCACAGAACUCUGGGUCUCCCUGGCUUUCAGGAAGUCCCCUCCUGGGAGAGCACCCAGCACCCUUGCCCUGUCUGCAGGGAAAGCUUUUGGAAGAAGAACUACUUAGUGGAGCACGAGAGGAACCACUUGAAGGACCCUCCAUGUAGGGUCUGGAAGAAAUUCAACAAACGAGCUGAUGCCCAGCUACAGUGGAAUAUCACUUGGGCACAGAGACACUUGCGAUGUCACCAGUGCGGUAAGAGCUUCCGCCUGAAGCAGUAUUUGCUGAGACAUCUGGCUGCCCAUAUAGGGAAGAGCCCUUUCCAGUGCCCUGAAUGUAAGAUGUGCUUCCAUCAUGAGCAGACUCUUCUCAGCCACCACCUCAUGCACAAGGGGGAGAAGCCUUCCCAGCACCCCAAAUGUGACAAGAGUUUUCUCCCAGUGAGUGGCCUUCUGAAAGUCCACCAGCAUGCACACAGUGGAGAGAGACUGUUCUCCUGCAGGAAGUGUGGCAGGGGCUUCAGCAAACAGUGUAAACUCACAGAGCACAUCCGAGUCCACAGCGGGGAGAAGCCCUUCUGGUGUGCCGAGUGUGGCAGGAACUUCCGCCAGAGGGGACAGCUGCUGAGGCACCAGCGGCUGCACACAGACGAGAAGCCCUUUCAAUGCCCGGAGUGUGAGGGCAGCUUCCGCCUGAAGAGCAUGUUGAGAGCCCACCAGCUCCGACACAGCGGGGAGAGACCAUUCUCCUGCACUGAGUGUGGCAGAGGCUUUUCCCACCAGUGUAAGCUCCGUGAGCACCUGAGAGUGCACAGCGGGGAGAGGCCCUUCCAGUGCCCAGAGUGUGACAAGAGCUUCCGCCUGAAGGGCAUCCUGAAGGCCCACCAGCGCACCCACAGUAAGGAGAGGCCGUUCUCAUGUGGGGAGUGUGGCAAGGGCUUCACCAGACAGUCCAAGCUCACGGAACACUUCCGCGUGCACAGCGGGGAGAGGCCCUUCCAGUGCACAGAGUGCGACAGGAGUUUCCGCUUGAAGGGGCAGCUGCUGAGCCACCAGCGCCUGCACACAGGAGAGAGACCGUUCCAGUGCCCUGAGUGCAACAAGAGCUAUCGCGUGAAGGCUGACAUGAAAGCUCACCAGCUGCUGCACAGUGGGGAGAUGCCUUUCUCUUGUGAGUGUGGUAAGGGCUUUGCUAAGCAGUCUAAACUCAUCGAACACAUCAGGACGCACACAGGAGAGAAGCCUUUUCAGUGUCCCAAAUGUGACAAGAGUUUCCGCUUGAAGGCACAGCUGCUCAGCCACCAAGGUCUGCACACAGGGGAGAGACCUUUCCACUGCCCUGAAUGUGAUAAAAACUUCCGGGAAAGGGGACACAUGCUUAGGCAUCAGCGCAUACACAGGCCUGAGAGGCCCUUUGCCUGUGGUGACUGUGGGAAGGGCUUCAUUUAUAAGUCUAAACUUGCUGAACACAUCAGAGUGCACACAAAAUCCUACCAUGCUCCAAAUGAGCCUGAUGUGAAGAAGAGGCUUAGCCAACUGUUUGCAAUGAUAGAGGCUGACUGGAGUUGAGGCAGAGUGGGACACCCAAAGCAGGGAGCAGAGUUGAUGCUGCCUGGGAAUCCACAGCAGCAGUAGCCAGAGUCCCUGGUAGACAGAUUUUAGGAACAGGGGUCCUUCUUUGAGCGAGAAUAUAGUACAAGUUAGGAAUAUGAGAAACCACAAACAAUUUUCUCUUUUGAAACAUCAUCAAUUAUAUUUCCUGUCAUUGAAUAAAAGAAAUACUUGUUCUUCCUACCUCUUGGGUGGUAAUUUUUGCUGAAAUACUAACCCAGCUCUAAAAUCUCAGCUUAAAUUGACAAGGAAAUUCCUCCACUUCCAUUCUCAAAGCUGAAAGCGUGGCUAUUAAAUGGCAAUUCCACUUUUUUUUUUCUUUUCAGAGUAUGAUCAUAAAGUGUGAGUUAAAUCUGGUGAACUUUGUUGCAGGCCUAAUAGCCUCUUGGAUUUGGUUUUGGUUGAUUUAUUUUGGAAAUGAUAGCAAUAAAAUGAAUUUUCUGAAUCUUA